AUGGGGAGCGGCAUUGUACAGGUAACCGCACAUGCUGGAAUUCCCGUUUUUGUUGUGGAUGUCUCCCAGGAAAGGUUGGAUUUUUGCAGGAGAUCGAUCGAGACAUCUCUGACGCGUAUAGGAAAAAAACAGUAUCUUGGCGACAGUGACAGCAUCAAGUCUUUUGUAGACGAAACAAUAUCGAGAGUUACAUUUACGACCGAUGAGCGAUUGGCAGCUUCCAGCGCUGACCUUGUGAUUGAAGCCAUUGUUGAAAAUAUCGAUGCAAAGAAGGCGCUUUGGGAGAAGGUGGAUAGUAUGGCGUCUAAGGAGUGCAUUUUUUGCACCAAUACCUCUUCUUUGAAGGUGAGUGAUCAAGCCAUCGCAACGGGUCGCCCCGAUCGUUUUGCUGGAUUCCAUUUUUUUUCCCCCGUGCCGAUGAUGAAACUCGUGGAAGUGAUUAGGAGUGGAAAUACCUCGCAACAGACAGUGGAGCUUUUGCUUGACCAUGCGCAUAAACUUGGCAAGCAGGCCGUUUUGGCGAUGGACACGAAAGGAUUUAUUGUGAAUCGGCUGCUUAUCCCUUAUCAACUGGAAGCCUGCAGGAUGGUGGAAAGAGGCGUGGCAAGUAUUGAGGAUGUCGAUGUGGCGAUGAAGCUUGGUUGUGGACAUCCCAUGGGCCCGUUCGCGUUGGCCGACAGCGUUGGAAUUGAUGUUUUGAAACAUAUCACGGACGCUUGGCAUGAAAAAGAACCUGAAAACCCUUUGUUUUUCCCAUCGGGACUUGUCGACGAGAAGGUGGCGCAAGGAAAACUUGGACGCAAGUCGGGCGAGGGUUUUUAUAAGUACAGGGAAUAG
Trypanosoma grayi is the source of this 837-nucleotide messenger RNA. RefSeq names its product short chain 3-hydroxyacyl-coa dehydrogenase. The record is from RefSeq and is a predicted model, not a curated record. Bases 1 to 837 code for a protein of 278 amino acids. NCBI's taxonomy places the organism in Eukaryota, Euglenozoa, Kinetoplastea, Trypanosomatida, Trypanosomatidae. The transcript has a single exon. Gene Ontology annotation, cellular component: mitochondrion. Gene Ontology annotation, molecular function: NAD+ binding; (3S)-3-hydroxyacyl-CoA dehydrogenase (NAD+) activity. Gene Ontology annotation, biological process: fatty acid beta-oxidation.